CGUUCUCGCCUUACAAACGUUCAGCACACACAUAAGCACAGAGGUGCUCAUCCUAUCGAUAACCUGUUAACUCUCGCCUAUCGCUCUUUUGAUAUGCGGCACAGCUGAGCGUUUUCACUACGUGGACCACCUUAAGAGCGUGACGCCAGGUUGCCAUGGCAACUGCUUUCCGCUUUCGGGCGCGGAGGGAGAAAAAGCGCGAGAUAUUUAAGAGUUUCGGUUCAGGGGCGGCGCAGGCUGGACAGCGACCACGCAGCAGCAGCAUCUUUCUUUAUCUCUUCUCUGCGGAAAUACGUCUGAACCGAGGCCGACGAAACAAGACAUCACUGAUCCUCAUAAAAACUGCUAGAUCUUACGCCCCGGAAUUCAACUCCCACGCCUGAGAGUUUAAGGUUCCCUUAUCCAUACUGUUAACUCAGUCCUGCAGAAUACUGUAUGAUGGAACUGAAGGAUGAUCGGCGGUUCCAUAAUCUAACACAACAUCAAGUGGAGACUCUAGAUCAGGUUCUUACAGAGGUCAUUCCUAUUCAUGGCAGGGGUAACUUUCCCACCUUAAAGAUUAAACCCAAGGACAUCAUUCACAUUGUCAGAGACAGACUGGUUUCUAAGAAUAUCAAAGUGAGAGAUGUCCGUCUCAAUGGCUCCACAGCAAGUCAUGUCCUUGUCAAGGAGAAUGGCACUAGUUAUAAGGACUUAGACAUUAUCUUUGGUGUGGAGCUUUCUAAACAAGAAGACUUUCAGAUCAUAAAAGAAGUUGUUCUGGGGUGCCUCCUGGACUUUUUACCACAAGGAGUUAACAAGGACAAAAUCACAGCUCUCACUAUGAAGGAGGCUUAUGUACAGAAAAUGGUCAAAGUAUUUACAGAGUAUGACCGAUGGAGCCUUAUCUCUCUCUCCAAUAACAGCGGUAAAAAUGUGGAACUUAAGUUUGUCAGCUCUCUGCGACGGCAGUUUGAAUUUAGUGUAGAUUCCUUUCAGAUAAUCUUGGACACUAUGUUGGAGUCCUACCUUGAGGCUGAAAGAAGGGAGGCUGCACAACUCAAGGAGAAAGAACUGAAGGCUUCCAUGAUUCCGAGCACUGACUUGGGGUCAGUUAGAAUACAUGAGCAAAUCACCUCUGCUGGUACAGAGAGCUGCAAUGAAACAAAUGUUAACAUGUCAGAUAAAACUAAAGAGAUGAACAAUUUGAAUGAUGUGUGCCACAAUGGAGGAGGUAUGAUGGAAGACCAAUACAAAUCGUCCAUUGAUAAAACAACUCAAGGGUUGAGUGAAACCAUAACAAUGACUGAAGCUAAGGAAGAAAUAUCAGAACUGUCUAAAACAAUGUCAGAGCAUAAGAACAAAAUAGAUGAAAUGCUAGAGAUACAUUCAAGCAGAAACAUUAACUCACAGCUAGAACAUGAACAGGUGGUCGCUAAUAAAAAUACAAACAUACAGCAUGACACACAGCUGUCAGGUUCUCAAGCAUGUGUCCAUUUGGAGGGGAAUAAAGAGAGUAAAACCAUAUUAGCUGCAUAUUCAGACUCUCUUACAUCUAAAAAGGAGCAUACAAAUACAAUAGGCAUGCCAGUGGAAGAUUCAGAAAAAAACACUGAAGCCAUGGUUCUCAGUGGACACUCUACAUUCCCGCUUGCUCCUAUCACCCUUCUUACACAAAGCACGUCAGUGGACUCAAAUAAUGAGUAUUCAUUACCACCUCCUGCCAAAAAAAAUAGCCGAAGUUCACAAAUGGUUGUUCUUAAGCAUUCCUCACCAAAACCCCCCAGAAAAAUGUCUAGAAAGGUCACAUGUGUGCCACACUUAUCAAGCAAAUUAGACUUAAAAGACCCAAAAGCUAAUUCAUCUCAGCUUGUCAGCCAUCAACUCACUGUAAGUAAACCAAAAGUGUCAACACAAAUGCAAGUAGAAGAGCAUACCACAAACUGCUUGGAAUCAAUAUCCAGUUGUUCAAAUGGCAAAGACUCAGUGCUUAGAAUAUUAGAUAUUUCCACAACAACCUUUAGUGUUUCAGCACCAGAGAAUGGUACACACUCAGAGAUGCUCUCCAUACCUCUAUACCCAGACAAAAAUGUACAAACUCAUAUAGAGACUUCAGAACCAGAGACUGGUGAAACUACUAGCCAUGUCCUGAGCCCUAAACCCUUUUCUGCUCAAAAGGACCAAACCAUGACCAUACAACCAUUUCCUGAGAUCCUGACAAAAAGCUCUCCAACAGUGAGGCCAAUUAUUCAGAUCAAUUGUCAGCCUAUAUUAGAAGUAGAUGAUAACUCGUCUCUCUGUCCAAACCCUUCAAACAAAGAGCAUACAAAGCUUGCUCCCCAAACUGCGGAGUGUGUUCAAGAAUAUUCAGAGUUGCAAGAAACUGUUACUGAUACAGUAGAAGCUUCCUCCAAGUUAGGGACACCUUUGUCUACAAAUCUUGCUAUUGAUUCAGGGAAGGUAGAAAGCUUUGGAGUUCCUAUUAUUUCAUCACCAGUUCCUGACUCCUAUGAACACCCCAUAUCAUGUCUACUGCCUCCAGAACCUGGCACACAGACUCUAGAGUCUUCAAAUUCGACAUCACACCUUCUAGAACCACCUAUACUGAUACCCAAACAAGCUCAAGAUUCCUCUGUAUUAGAAACAUUUUUUUACAACUCACCAGAGAUGUCAACAUGUCUUCUAGAACCUCCAAUAUCAAUGUCUAAAAAUGAAGUGUAUUCUGUCUGCCCAUCAAAUGUCUUGCAAUCUUCCACUUGUUCUUCAGAGCGAUCAAAGGCUUCAACAAUUCAAACUCCAGAACAACCAGAAGUAUUAUCAGAGAUUGUGGAACAUUCUGUAGAAUCACAACAGCAUGUACAUCUUUCCAUAUCACAGGAUGGGGUUCUAGAAUCUUAUAGUCAACUAGAUUUAGUGACACCUGUAGAGACUUCAGAGGAUCUAAAUCUACCUGACACUAAAUCUCUCCUGCCAUCUCCCAGAGAGAUUCCUUCUGUCACAGUAGUGGCAGAAAGCAUGUAUGGAGACUUUGAGCAAGCCAUGGACCAUCUGCGUUACAGGCUAAUUGCAACACGCAAUCCAGAGGAGAUCCGGGGUGGUGGCUUGCUUAAGUAUAGUAACCUACUGGUUAGAGAUUUCAAACCUGCCAGUGAGACAGAAAUUAAAACUCUAGAGCGUUAUAUGUGUUCACGCUUUUUUAUUGACUUUCCAGAUGUGAAUGAGCAACAAAGGAAGAUUGAGUCCUAUCUACGAAAUCACUUUAUUGGAGAAGAGAAAAGCAAGUACGAUUACUUAAUGACACUACGACGAGUGGUCAAUGAAAGCACUGUGUGCCUGAUGGGGCACGAACGACGACAAACACUCAAUAUGAUUACCAUCCUGGCUCUCAAAGUCCUGGGAGAGCAGAACAUUAUACCCAACACCAACAAUGUCACCUGCUACUACCAGCCUGCUCCAUAUAUGACCGACCACAAUUUCAGCAACUACUACAUAGCCAAUGGGCAGUCUCCAAUUAUAUAUCACCCAUAUCCUCUUCAUAUACACAUGCAAACUGGACUGGUUUAACAUUGGGCAUGAUGUAUGCAUGGGCAGAAGACACUGGGCAGAAAUAUGACCUCCUGCAACCUAAAAUGGCCACUACAAAUAAAAUCCUCAUAAUGAGAGAAAGCCCUAGUACUUUGAAUUGAAUACACUGAAUAAAAACAUAUUUUGAGUAUGUUAAAAAAAUAGUUUUGACUGUAAAUCAGGGAGUGGCUGUGGUUUUUGCAAUCAUUGGGUUUAUAGUGAAAUUCAAUGGACACACAUCUGUUCCUAGAUUAAAAAUCAUACUUGUUGGCAUCAGUACAGUUAAAAAUUAGUGGAGCUAAAACUAAAUACAUAAAAACAUUAGACAUAAAGGAGAUAAAGCAAAGCCUCCAGAUACCAACAAUAAAUGUGUCUGAAACAUUGCAAGAUGGGUUAUAGAAAAGCAGGGCUUAGUGGGUGAGAAAGUCUUAAGGUUAAGAAUGAAUGCUAUUUACCUGGAGUGUUUCCUUCUGUUAUCAUUUAAAUGUAAUUUUUUAGCUUAAUUUGCUAAGUUGAUCAUAUUAAAACAUAAAAAAUGGAAUUAAGCUGCAUUAAAAUGGGAAUUUUGAAGCAGUCACACUGUUAGAUAUAGUUAUUUAGAUACAAUGGCAUUUUAAUUCUCAUUUCUUUUUUUUUUUCAAAGUUUAAAAUUCUCAAGACAAUUUAUGUAAGAAUCUCAAAUCCAUAUUCAAUUUUACAAUUUACAUGCAAAAAUGUGGGAUUUUGGAGUGUGGCUUUAACUGCAGAUCUUCCAAUUCAUCUGCAGAAAUUAUAAUCACUAUUAUUAUGUGUUAUAAAGGCUUUAUGAGGUCCGUAUUCAAUUUAUUCCUAUUGUAUGUUUUUAGAAACAAUGCUAAGUACUCUAUGACUCAUGGCUCAGUUCCACGCUGAUUUCAACCAGCUGCAUGAUUGAUUGCAGAUGUAAACCAGUGUGAAAUUUUGUGUGAAAGUUAAAUGUUUGUAUCUCUUCAGCCUUUUAUUGUCACUGGCUGUGUAGUGUCCAUUGGGUUGUAUGUCCAGAAUGUAAACUAUGUUUUUGGAUUGAUGUCAAAAUCUUUGUAGAGGACAGUGAAAUAUUGUCACAAAAUGUUACUGCCAGAUUUCAACAUAUGAAGACUUGAGUUGUACUGGAAUCUAAUGAUCUAGUGAUGAUGAGAGAGAAAUAUUUUACUGAUGCAUAUAUGUGUCUUAUGAGCAUCUGUGAUGCACAAAGUCAACUUUAUAGAAUGAAGCAUAAGCAGUUUGGGUUUUAAUAACCAUAUGAUGCAUAUUCAGCCUCAAAGAAAGCAACAGUUUCAAACAGCUGAAGGCAUGGGGGAACUCUGGGCUCCUAACAUGGAUGCAUGUGUGAAAAUAUCUACUUAUCAGGAAUUUUUUUUAUAUGUUAGUAACAAAAACACAUCUAUUUUUCCAAGAAAACAAAAAUAUAACAGCUUACAGAGUACAAAGAGUUUGUGCCUACUGCAUAAACACAUAAAUAUAAGUAACAGCUAAAUAUAUAGAUUAUAUGCAAAGUAUAAAUUGUUGGCAUAGAUUUUUAAAGGAUAAAGAAACUUAUGUCACUGUUCACAACUUGUAGGUUUCCCUAUUUUGUGAGGUCCUAGAUUUAAAUUUGUGAAGUAUUAUACCUUACUGUAUGUUGACUUGAAGUCCCUUUUGCUGUCUUGCCUUGAUGUUUUUGUCCACUUUCUAAAUAUGGCCUUAAUGCCAAAAUCUUUAGUAACACUGUGCUUAUAGAUAUAGGUUUAAAUGAAUUUUAACUGUCUACCCAAGCAAGACUUGUAAAGAUACCUAAAGAACAGUUUGUGACCAAAGAUGGGUUUUGUAGGAAAACUUAAGUGCCUAAAAGAAGGUCAUUUGUAUGUGACCUAAGAAAAAAGAAACAAAAACAAAAGAAAGACAGAAAAGGGACAGAACAAUGUAGAGAAAGGAAAAUGUAGAGAGAUGAGAGAAUGGUUCUCUUGGAUGCGCAUUAAGCUGCGUCUCUUCAUUAUUUCAGGUGUAUACUGUAUUUUCUCUUGCCCUUCGCUAGUGCUAAUUGUGUUGAUGUCAGUUCAGAAGUACUUUAUUAUAGUUGGUUAAUGUACCUUUAAUAAAUAUAUACAAUUCUAUCUGUAUGUCCUUUUCAGAUGCAUCUGUUAUUCUUCUAACUGUCCUGUAAUCACUAUAUUAGUGUGAGCC
Messenger RNA from Tachysurus fulvidraco (yellow catfish), 5724 nucleotides. RefSeq lists its product as uncharacterized. The record is from RefSeq and is a predicted model, not a curated record. Lineage: Eukaryota; Metazoa; Chordata; Actinopteri; Siluriformes; Bagridae. Gene Ontology annotation, molecular function: RNA binding; poly(A) RNA polymerase activity. Gene Ontology annotation, biological process: mRNA stabilization. The transcript has 2 exons. The coding region runs from base 436 to 3543 and encodes 1035 amino acids.